AUGCCAUUGGAAAACAGCUCAUGUUCUGCUGAACGUGAUUAUUUCGAUGAAAAUCCGGCUCCUGUUGGCUUACAAGCCUACAAAUCACUGGCACAGGACUUUAUCAAUCUUCACAAAUCUGCUGGUAGACGUGUCGUCUUGGUGACUUCGGGAGGCACUACUGUACCCCUCGAAAAACAGACAGUCCGCUUUAUUGAUAACUUUAGUGCUGGCACGCGAGGUGCCACCUCAGCCGAGUAUUUCCUUGACAACGGCUAUGCCGUCAUAUUCCUCCACCGACAAUUCAGUCUGCUGCCUUACUCCAGACACUACAGCCAUACGACGGAUUGCUUUUUAGAUUUCCUUCACGAGGGGCAAGAUGGCAAUGUUGUGGCUAAUGAAGAAUGUCUGGGGAAAAUGAUAGGCGUCCUUCGGAAGUAUAAUUGUGUCAAAGCGAGGAAACUCCUCGUAAAAUUUCCUUUUACAACAGUCACAGAAUACCUAUUCAUGCUGCGCAUGAUCUCACAGCUCAUGCGGCCCUUGGGGUCCUCCGGCUUGCUUUAUCUCGCAGCUGCAGUAUCAGACUUUUUUGUGCCACUCGAGCGAAUGUCGGAGCAUAAGAUACAGUCAACAAAUGCAGCUGACCCCAAAUACGUCUACGGCACGAAAGUUGGGAAAUUUUCCGAUGAAGCGGAUUCUCGCGAUGAUUCUUCCCAAUCUCCGCAGAGCAAGCACUUGGUCAUUAACCUUGACCCCAUCCCAAAGUUUUUAAAGAAUCUAGUCGAUGGAUGGGCUCCUGAAUGCAUGAUUGUAUCGUUUAAGCUAGAAACAGAUCCUGAUAUCUUAGUACACAAAUCACAAUAUAGCUUGACCCGUUACCAACACCAUCUCGUAAUAGGAAAUCUUUUGGCAACAAGGAAGUUUGAAGUAGUCUUCGUGGCGCCGGGCCAGGCACCCAAAUGGAUCCGAACUACCGGUGAUGAAGAAAAUAGUGCCACUGAGAACAACGCUGGUUGCGUUACUGAGGGAUUUGAACGAGAGAUGGAUACAGAAAUCGAGAGUCUCAUCGUUCCUGCAGUGAAAGAGUUACAUUCGAAACACAUAAAUAGAUUUUCUACAUCAAGUGCGCAGUCCUAG
This is a messenger RNA of Blumeria graminis f. sp. triticale, 1116 nucleotides long. The record is from the annotation of a GenBank genome assembly. NCBI's taxonomy places the organism in Eukaryota, Fungi, Ascomycota, Leotiomycetes, Helotiales, Erysiphaceae.